Messenger RNA from Puccinia graminis f. sp. tritici CRL 75-36-700-3, 2614 nucleotides. RefSeq lists its product as uncharacterized. The record is from RefSeq and is a predicted model, not a curated record. Bases 207 to 2192 code for a protein of 661 amino acids. Gene Ontology annotation, molecular function: NADP binding; flavin adenine dinucleotide binding; N,N-dimethylaniline monooxygenase activity. The transcript has 10 exons. NCBI's taxonomy places the organism in Eukaryota, Fungi, Basidiomycota, Pucciniomycetes, Pucciniales, Pucciniaceae.
CUACCCAGCCAGCCAGCCCUUGCCUGCUUCAGAUCCAACUAGAUAUGUGCCUCUGUGAUUUAUAUUUGUAAGCUCUCUGCAAUCUCAUCCCACUUGAAGUCCAGAACCCUUUCUGCUUUUCGAGUGUCUUUCCCUAUUAUAUUAUAACUCGUAUCUUUCUGGAAGAAGACCAGGCCAUUCACGGCCUCCAAAACUUGGUUUAAAAGAUGACACAACUUGAUCAGACACUCGCAACGGCGGUUGAAGGCCUCCAAGCCGGAUCACCUACUUCGGACAAUCACGCGACUCUCUCCUCGAGUGAUUCUCUCCAGAGCCUGGUGACCCGUUGGCUUGAAAGAGCCCAAGCCUGUUUUGACGAGAAAGAUGUGGAUCAGUUUGUCGACUUGUUUUCAGAAGACGGAUAUUGGCGAGAUAUUCUGACGAUCGAGCUCGACUUCAACGCGCUCGCCAAAAGCGCCAUCAAGCCGUAUCUCAACCAACACUCGCUUCCAUUACCGGCUCUCAAGAAUCUCGAGCUGGACCGCUUGGAUCAACUCAAGCUGACCGAAGACGGACUGAUCCAAGCGUUCAUCAAGUUCGACACGGAGGUCUACAGAGGCACCGGAUUGCUGAAGCUCAUCGACACUCGGCUGACUUCCCCUUCGACAUCCAUUAAAGCUUUCUUGUUCUUUACCCAAGUUUGGGAAGUCAAAGGGCACGAAGAACGGCGCGGCUUUCGUCGUCCCCUCGGAGUUUCGGAACAGGUGUCCGCUGAGAAGCGGCCCCUGAACUGGUUGGAAGAGCGUGUCCGGAGCUCUGAACGGUACAAAGAUGGGGUUGAUCCUACCGUUUUGAUCAUCGGUGGUGGGCAGAAUGGGUUGAGCCUAGCGGCCCGGUUGAAGGUGCUCGGAAUAGAUUCGUUGGUCGUCGAGAAAAGUGAGCGCUUAGGAGACUGUUGGCGGAGGCGGUAUGAUUCGCUCUGCUUGCACGAUCCGGUGUGGGCGGACCAUUUGGCUUACAUGCCUUAUCCUCCGACAUGGCCGGUCUAUACACCCAAGGAUAAGCUGGCCAACUGGUUUGAGCAUUAUGCCGAGAGCAUGGAGCUCGAUGUUUGGUUGCAAGCCACGCUGGUCCCGGGGGCGGAGUACGACCCGGAGAGUGAGUGUUGGACGACUGAUGUCCGACUCUUCGGCACCGAGGGAACGCCGGCGAGGAGCAUCCGACUCCGACCCCGCUACUUGGUCCUGGCCACCGGCCUCAAUGCCGCGCCCCAAUGGCCUACCAACAUUUCUCACUUGGAUUCCUACGCAGGAACAGUCGUCCACUCGAGUCAGUUCAAGUCUGCCAAAGAGUGGCGCGGCAAAUGCGCCGUCGUCGUCGGCGCCUGUAACUCGGCACACGAUAUCGCCGCUGAGCUUUAUAACAACGGGGCCGCCGAGGUCACAAUGGUCCAGCGUUCUAAGACCUUUGUCAUGUCCAGUCAACAUGGGAUAUCCACCCUGAUGAAAGGCUUGUACGAGGAAGGAGGCUUAGCGACGGAGGAUGCCGACCUGAUCUUCACCAGUCUACCCAUCAAUCUCCUCGAGAUCAUCCACACCAAGAUCCAAGAAAACAUCAACAAACUCGACCAUGAGCUCUCCCAGAGUCUCGAAAACGUCGGCUUCAAGGUCGACCCUUAUCCUUCUGGAAUGCUCAUCAAAUAUUUCAGACGAGGCGGAGGAUACUACAUAGAUGUGGGCUGCUCUCAACUGAUUGCCUCCAGAAAGAUUCACUUGAAACAGGGCCAUGAGGUUGCUAGAUUGACGGAACAUGGGCUCCGGUUUGACGAUGGCGAAGAGAUCCAAGCCGACAUCAUUGUGUUUGCAACAGGAUACCAAUCCAUCCGAUCGAGCAUCCACCAGUUGAUCAGCGAGACCGUGGCCCAGCGUCUGGGCCCGGUGUGGGGGAAAGACAGCCAGGGCGAGAUCCCCGGGACGUGGCGACUGAGUGGCCAGCCCGGCUUAUGGCUGAUGUGUGGCAACUUACGAUGGGAUCCUUUGGUAUUAACAACCCUCUCUCUCUCCCUAACCAUACCAGUUUCCAAGCCCGAUGUUACUCCAAACAUCUCGCCACCCAGAUCCUUCUCCAAGAGCUCAAGAUCCACGACAAGAACUGGCCCGGAAGAGCGCAUUCGAAGGUGUGCAGGGCCUAACCAUCUGGUGGCCCGCUUCUAAUACAUAAUCUACAGUUGCCCGGUUUGAGCACCUUUUGGUACUCUUGCACCACAGAAGAUUGCACGUCCAACGCUAUUGCGUUUUCUAAAUAGCCACUCACACAAGACAUGACAGCAUGAAAACAUCCCUUCAGCAAUUCUGACUAGUAAACCAGACCCAUCCAUGUCAUCUUAACAUGUUAAUUUGUUUUUUUUCCCUUCUUCUUUUUUUUUGGAUAAUUGUUCAAACAUGGUAUUAUAAAUACAUGAGAGUAAAUAGCGCAAGAAGAAUGCCAGCCCAUUUGACCAUCACCAAGUUUUUCUUUCAGGUUGAACAAACGCAUGGUUGAGUGACGACGGCAGAGACCCUGAAAAAGAAGGGCCCAAUUAAUCAACACACUUAUUUCCCUCGACUCGAGUUAUAAUGUGCGAGAAAACACACAC